Molecule: messenger RNA, 5266 nt
Organism: Chironomus riparius
Lineage: Eukaryota; Metazoa; Arthropoda; Insecta; Diptera; Chironomidae
Source: the annotation of a GenBank genome assembly
UUAACAGAAGAAAUUUCUAUUUUUCAUGCAUGUGAAAAUAUCGAGAAAUCACAUACGAAAUUAAUAUAUUUUUUAGAGAAAAUAAAAUAACGAAAAAAAAGAAUCAAUAAAUGUGAAUAAAAAAAGAAAGAAAAAAGAAAAAUUUUCGCCUCAUAUCAAAUGCAAAUUACAAAGUGAAUCCGGCAAAAUACAAUAAAAAUUUAUUUAAAUUUGUUCGGCAACAUUUUUUUUGUGUCUCUUUUCUAAUCGUGUAGAAAUUUUAAUCUUUUUGUGAGAAAUAUUUCGGAAAUUUACAAGGAUAUUAUUGAGAUUAUCAUUGCGCGUAAGAGGAACUAUCUUUAAGAAUGAGAUUCCUCAAGAAACAACUUACUCUUGCAACAUUCGUGUUUAUAUGCCAUAUCGCAUCAGGAGAGCGAUGGUCACGACAACUUACAUCAAAUGUACAGACGAUUAACGAUUGGGUGCCAAUAACGCAGGAUGUGAAAAGCGGAAAAUCCAUUACAUUCGGAGAUGAUUUAGUGCCCGCAGCUCAGACACAAUUUCAAUUCUUUACAGAACCAUUAAACAAUCGUUUUAAUUUACAACAAUCACAUCCAGCCCAUCCUGCACAUCCUUCAGCUGCACCAUCUGAAAUUAAUAGUUUCAUUCAAAAUUCUCCACCUCAAUUCCAAUUUUUAAAUCCCGGAAUUCCACCUCAACAAAAACAAAGAACUGUUCAAAAUUUUGGUGGUUCUUUUGGCAAUAAGCCUGUUGCUGAACAGCUCAUUCAAAAUCCACCUCAAUACCAAUUUAUGCAGGAAAUCCAACGUACCCCACAAGUUCAUCAUUAUCAAUCCCAACCAAUUCCUAAAUCUCAACAAACCUUUACUCAACAUCAACCAGUUCCAGCUUUCCAAAAUUUCGUUCAAGCCGGUCCAUCUCGUGUUCCUCAUUUCCAAAAAUUACCAACUCCUCCACCAUUCCAACAAGUUCCACAAACUCAACAGCAACAAGAAAGUGAACAACCUGUUCAAUUGCUCUAUGUUCCAUUCGACUCACUUUAUCAACAAAAUCAACAGCAGCAGCAACAACAAACACAGUCAAUAUUCGGAAAUGACAAGCAGAGUCGAUUCAAUAUUUUGAACCAGCCACCAAGCGCUUCAUUGAUCAAUGACUUUUAUUCACAAAAUGACGUAAAUGAUUUCCAAAAGAAGCAAGUAGUUACAACAACUACAAGACGUCCAACAAUUGCACCAGCUACUGUAAGCUAUAAAUUGACAACGCCAUUUGAUACUUCAUCGAAAUUGAAGCCACAUCAGCCACCAUUAUCAAUGUUUGUUGCUUAUGAUAAAGUUAAAGGAAAGGCAACCGAAACAGAUGUUUUGAGUACAUUAAGAAGUUCAAAUACAAUUGAUGUUAUGGACUCGAUUAAUGAACGCUCACCAAAAGUGUUUAUUGGACCAUCGGGAAUGUCACCACCAAAUGGAUAUUCUAAAUUUGAAUUGCCAUACUUGUCAAGCAUUGAUGGAACUAGAAAUGAGAGGAAAAUUGAUCAAUUGCCAUUCUUUGUUGCCCCAUUGAGCUAUAAGACACCCCCAGGAUUCUCAAAGAUUCCAUUGCCAGCACCACAUGUCGGAUCAGUCGUUGUGAAUCAACCAAAUAGUAUCGAGAAUAAUGAAAGUAAUGGAUUUACUCCUGAUAGUUAUUAUACUAAACAACCUCAAUUAAUCUCAACAAAUCUUAAUAAUAUUAAUCGUAAUGUCAAUAGUAACUUUAAUACCAAUAAUAAUAAUAACAACAAUAAUAAUAACAAUAUUCUUAAUGAGACCCCAAAAAAGAACACACAGACAGUUAAAUUAACCUCAGGUUUCCAUUUCGGACCAAGUGGCAAUGUGCAAUUAUUUAGCAAUGAGUUUACAUUCCCAACUUUAUCGCCGCCAACAACACAACAGCCAAAAAUUAAUAAUAUUCCAAAAACAACACCAAAACCGACGUUCAUUCAUAGUAGCAUUACACCCAGUACACCUUUGACGAAAGUUAAAGCAAGUCUCGUUCAAGAAUAUCAUUCAACAUUAACACCAACAACGAUUCGUACACCAACUGUGACAAGAUCAAAAUAUGAUGAAUAUGAGAAUACAAGAACAGCUUAUUUCACAUCUUCAGUACGUCCAACAUUCUCAGAACCCGAUGAAUAUAAAACAGUCAAUGAAGAAUACUUUAAAGUUAAUCGUGCUAAACCAUCAAUCUCGACAUCAUUUGAAUAUGACUUUGAAUCGAAACAGCAGAAGCCUAAAAAGGAUUUCAAUUUUAAGCCAAUUCCAGAAUUUAAUUUUGAUUCAGUCACAACAACAAUAGCUACAAAGAAACCAAAAACUACAAAAUCUACAACAAUUAAGCAAACCACAACAACAUCGACAACUCAAAGGCCAACAACGACAAAGGAACAUACAGUCAUAAUUGAUGACAAGAGACAUAAGAGCAUUGAUUUUUCAUUCCAACCAACUCCACAUCCCACACCGUCAUUUGAAUAUACCCCAACAGUAUCCAUAAUUGAAAAUACAGACACAUUUAGACAAACACACGGUAGUGACUACUUCACUGAAUUCCGUUCAACACCCCGACCCACACAACAAAACUAUUUAGUUGACAUUGACGAACUGAAUAGACAUAAAUAUAAAAAUGGUGAUGGACAUAUACAGAAUAUCAAACAUCAUGACUUCUUCUCACAAGAACCAAUUCCGGCAACGGAAUCUCCACAAUAUAAUUUACCAUCUGAAUUGCCUCCAAUAAGUGCACAAUUGCCAGGUUUGAUUAACUCACUUAUGGAUGACAAAUGGAUGCUAGCUAAUAAUAUUACAGAUGAGGAAGUAACCACAACAACUGCUGUUCCAACGACAGUGUCCACAACAACACGUAGACCAACACAGUCAAGAGGUCGUAGACCUGUCUCACAAUCAACUUAUAGAACUGUUGCCUCAACAGCUGAACCAAAUUAUGAGAGGAAGCAAAGUACACGUGGAAGACGUCCACCAUCGACAUACAGUUCAAGAAAUAUUGUAUCAGCAACGGAAGCUACUUUCCCAUCAAGAUCAACACCGGUUAGAUCAUCAAAGAUUAAAUAUAAUAUUACAUCAGAUGAUCAAUCAAAGUUCCGUACCAGAAAUCGUCGACCAGUUCAGAAUAAGGAAGAGAACAAUAUUGCAUAUCAACGUGAUGUUUUGAACCAAAAUUAUCCAUCAUCAGUCCGUCCACCGGUUAUUGAUUCAUUCCCAGCUACUGAACGUAUUGUUGAGUCUAUUCAUAUCCAACCAGAAGCUCAAGUCGAAGAACAAGUCAUUAAUGAUUAUAAUGGACCAAUUGAAAGCAUUGAAGUGAUUCCGUUAGGUGGUAAUAAUAAUGAAAAUUAUAACAUUGAACCUCAAUACACACCUGACAAUCCAUUAUAUUAUGAAAAUACAAUUGAAACAACAUCCUCAACAACGUCAACAACCAUUCCACCAACAUCACCAACAACAAUACAAUCAUUUAAAUAUAUAAAGAGCAAUAAAUAUUCAGCAAAUGAUCAAGAAUUCGCAAUUCCACAACACAAAACUGUCUCACAUAGACUUAAAGGAAAUUUCAAUUUCAAUCGAAACACUGACUCAUUUUAUAAUGGAAAGACACAAGAAUUACCAACAACACAAGCCACAGAAAUUGUUAAAGAUGCACAUGAAUAUGAAGAAAAUUCUUUCUCCUUAGUUCCAUCCACGACAGAAUCGACCACAACAACAACUGAAGCACCUGUUGAAACUGAAUCACCAGUGACCAGAAGAACUAGCUUCCCAAGACGAAGACUUUAUACCACAACAACUUCAGAGCCACAAACUGAUGCUACGGAAUCUUAUGGAUCCCGAAACAAAGAGCAACGAGGAAGAAAGGAGAAUGUUGUAGUGGUUAAGAAGGUCAGAACUCGUACGCGACCAACAACAACAACAACGGAAGUUCCAGAAACUACAAGACGUAGUAGUGCUGUAAGAACUCGACCUACAUAUGCCAGCAGAAAUGUUAAUAAUCGUGAACGUGGGCAAGCAAAUUAUGAGAACAACUAUGAAGAUAACAGACCACGAUUCCGUAUUCGUGAAAAUACACAACGCUUCCGAUUAGAUACUCAAGAGAGUCAAUGGUCGUCGAGAUUCAACCAAAACUCAUUCCAACCAAUUGAUGAAGAGAAAUCAAAGGCUUUUAACAAUCCAGAAGUCGAUGACAAUCAAGAAAUCGUGACAGCAAAUCCAAAUGCCGAAAAUGAAACAUAUUUAGUCAACGUCUCUGCCAGCGUCUUGCCAUCAAAGCCAGUCGAGUUUGACGAUGAAUCCUUGAAUUUAGUAUCAACGACCGAACGAGAAGAUGAUUUGGCAAAAAGAACAAAGAUUGACGAUGAUUUAGACACAAGUCUUGAUAAGCUCAUGAAAGAUGUCAUGGAGGAUAUUGAGAGGGAUACAAAGAGUGAAAAGAAAUUAUCAAAACUCGAUAAGAAGUCUGGUCCACGUCGUGGUACUUGGAAGAGAGUCAAAGUUCGUCCAGCUGAUGGAUUUGAGACAGCAGAAACACAAAACAUUGGAAAGCAUUUAUACAAUGCAGUCGCAGAUAAUGAUAAAGUAGAAGGAGAGAAACCUAAAAUUAUUGAAGAACCGGCAAUUACAACUACAAUUUCACCAAAAAUUACUGAAGCAGAAACAACGACAGUAAAACCAGCAAUUGUUGAGACAACAAUUUUGCCUGAACAGACAGUCGUUGAUGACAGCAACGCAAGCAUGUUUGAUGAUGCACGCAAAGCAUUUGUUGAAUUCUUAAGUUCAGAAGAGGACACUGAUGAUGCUGUAAAUAUGGAAGAAGCUGAUGACAAACUUGAGAGAGACAGCACUACAACUACACAAAUUCCAACAACAGAGGAACCACUCACAACAACAACAUUACCACCAACAACAUUCUCAACGAUCGAAGUUGAAACAUCAAAGCCAAAAAUCACAAAAGAGAAGAAGCAAAUAAAGACGAGUACGAGUCAAAAAGUGACGGGAGAGAUUUGCUUUAGAGGGAAAUGUAUAAAAACUAACGAGAAGUAAUCAGUUAAUCUAAGGGCUUUAUUUAUUUGUAGCUGUAGUUAAAUAUAUCAUUGCUCCCCAUCCUUUACCCACUGUCUCUAUUCCCAUUAAACUUUUCUUAAAUCCACAAUGCAUUCCAAAAGAAGAAAUAACAGUGUUUUUAUGAAAUAAACUACAUAAAAAAAUGUCUGAAGUGUCAUUUUAUAAAC